Striga hermonthica is the source of this 633-nucleotide messenger RNA. The record is from the annotation of a GenBank genome assembly. NCBI's taxonomy places the organism in Eukaryota, Viridiplantae, Streptophyta, Magnoliopsida, Lamiales, Orobanchaceae.
AUGGAAUCAACUGCCAGUGGGGGACGCAAUUCUCAGGCUGUCGGACAACGUCGAGUUUGGAAUGAAGAUGAGAAGCGUGCUUUGAUUGAAGGUUUGCGCGAUCUUGUUGCACGCGGCUGGAAAUGCGACAACGGAUUUCGCAAUGGUUACGCCAUCAUAUUAGAACAACAUAUGCAAAAAAAAUUCCCGGGGAGUACCAUAAGAGCCGAACCGCACAUAUCAUCCAAGAUCACGGUUUGGAAAAAAAAUUAUGGUUCGCUUUUGGAAAUGCUUGGUACUUCUGGCUUCGAAUGGAGCCAAACCGGUAACAUGAUUACUGUAAGGGAUGAGGAUGUUUGGAUAUCCUACAUGAAGGCACAUCCUAAGGCGAAAGGACUUCGUUAUAAACCUUGGCCCCUUUUUCCAAAUUGGGUGGAAAUUUUUGGCAAGAACCGGGCAACGGAAGAGGGGGCAAAAACCCAAAGAAUUGCCGUUUAUGAUGCCUUGAAACAAGUUCCUAACUUAACAACGGAUGAAAGGGUCGCUGUUGCUCGGUACUUAUCCAAAAACGUGGACGAGAUGGAACUGUUUUUCAGCCUCGACGAUGAUGGAAGGUGCUCGAUGGUGCACCAAAUAUUGAGCGGGUCACCUUAG